Molecule: messenger RNA, 1696 nt
Organism: Callorhinus ursinus (northern fur seal)
Lineage: Eukaryota; Metazoa; Chordata; Mammalia; Carnivora; Otariidae
Gene: PDPR
Product: pyruvate dehydrogenase phosphatase regulatory subunit
Cellular component (GO): mitochondrion
Molecular function (GO): protein binding
Source: RefSeq, a predicted model, not a curated record
GAACUGCCCCGAAACCUUCACCCCAGACAUGAGGUGCAUCAUGGGCGAGUCUCCUUCAGUUCAGGGCUACUUUGUGCUGGCGGGAAUGAACUCUGCUGGCCUUUCAUUUGGUGGAGGGGCUGGAAGGUACCUCGCUGAAUGGAUGGUGCACGGUUACCCAUCUGAAAACAUCUGGGAGCUGGACCUGAAGCGUUUUGGAGCCCUCCAGAGCAGCCGCACCUUUCUGCGCCACCGGGUCAUGGAAGUCAUGCCUCUGCUGUACGAUCUGAAGGUUCCCCGUUGGGACUUCCAGACCGGGAGGCAGUUACGCACCUCUCCUCUCUAUGACCGGCUGGAUGCACAAGGAGCCAGGUGGAUGGAGAAACAUGGAUUUGAGAGGCCGAAGUACUUUGUGCCACCGGACAAGGACCUCCUGGCAUUGGAGCAGAGCAAGACGUUCUAUAAGCCAGACUGGUUUGACAUUGUGGAGUCUGAAGUCAAGUGCUGCAAGGAAGCUGUGUGUGUCAUUGACAUGUCUUCUUUCACAAAGUUUGAAAUAACAUCCGCCGGGGACCAGGCACUGGAAGUCCUACAGUACCUCUUCUCCAACGACCUGGAUGUGCCUGUGGGCCACAUCGUGCACACCGGCAUGCUCAACCAGGCCGGGGGCUAUGAGAACGACUGCAGCAUCGCGCGCCUGGGCAAGCGCAGUUUCUUCAUGAUUUCCCCCACCGACCAGCAGGUCCACUGUUGGGCCUGGCUUAAGAAACACAUGCCGGAAGACAGCAACCUGCUUCUGGAGGAUGUCACCUGGAAAUACACUGCCCUCAAUCUGAUCGGUCCCCGAGCUGUGGAUGUGCUGUCUGAGCUGUCCUAUGCCCCUAUGACUCCAGACCACUUCCCAAGUCUGUUUUGCAAGGAGAUGAGUGUGGGCUACGCAAAUGGCAUCCGGGUGAUGAGCAUGACUCACACAGGAGAGCCGGGAUUCAUGCUUUAUAUCCCCAUAGAGUACGCCCUGCACGUGUACAACGAGGUGAUGAGUGUUGGGCAGAAAUAUGGGAUCCGGAAUGCCGGCUACUAUGCUCUUCGUAGUCUGCGGAUUGAGAAGUUUUUUGCCUUCUGGGGUCAGGAUUUAAAUACCCUCACCACGCCCCUGGAAUGUGGACGAGAAUCUCGGGUGAAACUGGAAAAGGGGAUGGACUUCAUUGGCCGAGAUGCCCUGCUGCAGCAGAAGCAGAAUGGGGUGUACAAACGCCUCACCAUGUUCAUCCUGGACGAUCAUGACACUGACCUGGACCUCUGGCCAUGGUGGGGAGAGCCCAUUUACCGCAAUGGGCAGUAUGCGGGCAAGACCACCAGCAGUGCCUACAGCUACACCCUGGAGCGCCAUGUCUGCCUGGGCUUUGUGCACAAUUUUUCUGAGGACACUGGGGAAGAACAGGUGGUGACAGCAGAUUUCAUCAACCGGGGGGAGUAUGAGAUUGACAUCGCGGGACACCGGUUCCAGGCCAAGGCAAAGCUCUACCCGGUCACCUCGCUCUUCACCCACAAGCGCCGGAAGGAUGAUGUGGAGCUCAGUGACUUGCACGGGAAGUAAUGGCCACUAGCCUCGCUUCCCCACCUGCCCACUCCCGCAGGGCUCCCACCGCCCCCAGCUCCUUGAUGGGAUUUUAAACUUCACCUGCUUUUAAAUCUUUUGCUUUGCAGCCUCUCUUCU